AUGAAAAUUCUCAUUCAAUACUUUGAGUUUCAAGUUGUCCGUAUAUUUUUCACGUACAAAUCUAUAUAUGUCUAUAUCCAUGUGUAUCACACGCCAUCUCUCUCUGUAUCUAUGUAUCACUCACCAUCUCUCUCUGUAUCGAUAUAUCGCUUUGCAUCUCUCUCUGUAUCUAUAUAUCACUCUCUAUCUCUGUCUUAUCUAUAUAUCACUCCUAAUCUCUCUAUAUAUAUCUAUAUAACACUCUCCAUUACUCUCUGUAUCUAUUUUGCACUCCCCACAUCUCUCUGUAUCUAUAUAUUGCUCUCCAUCUCUUUCUGUAUCCAUGUAUUACUAUCUCUGUAUCUAUAUAUCUCUCAUCUCUCUCUGUAUCUAUGUAUCACUCUUCAACUCUCUCUGUAUUGUUUUAUCGCUCUUCAUCUCUCUCUCUCUCUCUCUCUCUCUCUCAUUAUAGAUUUAUUUCUAUCUCUAUAG
Molecule: messenger RNA, 471 nt
Organism: Acanthosepion pharaonis
Lineage: Eukaryota; Metazoa; Mollusca; Cephalopoda; Sepiida; Sepiidae
Source: the annotation of a GenBank genome assembly